Cucumis melo (muskmelon) is the source of this 1323-nucleotide messenger RNA. RefSeq lists its product as uncharacterized. The record is from RefSeq and is a predicted model, not a curated record. The transcript has 5 exons. Lineage: Eukaryota; Viridiplantae; Streptophyta; Magnoliopsida; Cucurbitales; Cucurbitaceae. Bases 129 to 878 code for a protein of 249 amino acids.
ACCGGAAACCACGGAAUGGAGCUCCGAUUAAGCGAUUUCGUCGAUUGUUGGCCUUCAAAUUUCAAACCAAAUUGAAAAAAUAACAAUAACAUUAAAUUCUUCCAUCUGCAACGGUCCAUUGCCCUUCCAUGGAAGUUGAAUCACAAUCAGAGUUCCCGUGCUGGAAGCCCUUCCAACGGAGGUUCGAUCCCGAUUCUCCCUUUUUUGCCUCUGGAAAUGUCGAGCGCGAAAUCUUAGCCAAACAGGUUGCCUUGGAUUUAACCGAAGAUGAAAAGCUACAGCUGCAUAAUAUGGCAGUUGAUGCUAGCAGUGAAAUCUUUUGCCCAAUUGUUGGUUGCGGUGCACACUUGAAAUCUCUGGAUGACUUUGAAGAUCAUUACAAUUCAAGGCAUGCUGCCUCUUGUUCAGUUUGCCCUAGAGUUUACCCGACAUCACGCCUACUUAGUUUACAUGUCUCUGAGGCGCACGACUCGUUCUUUCAAGCAAAAGUCGCACGUGGCUAUGACAUGUAUGAAUGCCUGGUGGAAGGUUGUGGUUUGAAGUUCAAAAGCUAUAAAAGCAGACACCAGCAUCUAGUGGACAAGCAUAAAUUUUCUGCUUCAUUUGAAUUCUUUAAGAAAGCCCAUCCAUCUAAGAAACAAAGACAGAAAAUGUAUCGUAAACAAGCCAUUCAAGGAAGGGAAGAAACCUCCAGAAUGGAAGUCGAGAAUGAAAUUAUGGAUGGCCUCAUUUCAGGAGUAUCUAAACUAAGUACUUCGGACUCAACUCCUUCGUCAAUCAGCUUUGGCCGGAGGCACACUCGAGGGUUAACAUUUGUUCCUCGAGCAGUUCAGCGAGAGAAAGUGUCAGACUCCUCAACAGCUGGAACAAAGAGAUGAAAGUAGUGUAUCUAAACCAAUUGGGAUGUAAUUUCUGAUGAUAUAGGAAAUGGUAAGGGAGAUAUCGAGUUUCAAGACGGCAGAACUGGUUCCUAUUUGUCUCAGUGGAAGAAUCAAUGUCGGUUGAAAUGGAUUGAUGGCACAAUGUUGAUAUUCAAGUUAGCAAUGUAUUUAGAUGGAUUAGUUGUUUUGUUACGUACUUCAAAUAGACUGAAUAUUGAUGAAAACAUUGUUUGAAAUGUUGAGUCAUAAAGUCUUGGGUAGUUUGUCUUCAACAAAUCGCUGGGGAUAGUUUGACUCUUAACAUUGCUUGUGGAGAUUUGAUGAGGAUUGGGAAGGAAUCUAUUUAGCUUGUCUAUUCAAUUUAAGACGUAGAAUACCAAGAAAUAGAACUUCACUAAGUUGGAAAAGUUUCCAUUGAGGGAACCUUGAUUAGAAGUUUCAA